This is a messenger RNA of Benincasa hispida (wax gourd), 1972 nucleotides long. RefSeq names its product Pseudouridine synthase family protein. Gene Ontology annotation, molecular function: pseudouridine synthase activity; RNA binding. The record is from RefSeq and is a predicted model, not a curated record. Gene Ontology annotation, cellular component: nucleus. NCBI's taxonomy places the organism in Eukaryota, Viridiplantae, Streptophyta, Magnoliopsida, Cucurbitales, Cucurbitaceae. Gene Ontology annotation, biological process: tRNA pseudouridine synthesis; mRNA pseudouridine synthesis.
UAGGUCAUGGGAUGGACUCUAAAACCCUAAUGUCUACUUCACUUCAUUCCCCUGCCUGACUAAAAUGGAAGAAGAACCGCCAACCGAAACCAGAAUAUCACCGCCACAACCGUUGAUCGAAGAACCAGAUCCGAAGAAGCUCAAAAUGUCAUCCACAACCACCACCUCCGACGACGAAGAUGUCAAUUCCAGUUCUGCGGCGCCGAAGAAACAAAGGUACAAGCGCCGCAAGGUCGCCAUUUUCUUUGCUUACUGUGGCGUCGGUUACCAAGGGAUGCAGAAGAAUCCAGGCGCUAAAACCAUUGAAGCUGACCUUGAAGAAGCCCUAUAUCUCGCCGGAGCAGUCCCGGAGCAGGACCGAGGGCUCUCGAAGCGCUACGAUUGGGCCCGCUCGGCUCGCACUGAUAAGGGCGUGAGCGCCGUGGGUCAGGUCGUUUCCGGUCGCUUCUACAUCGAUCCGCCUGGUUUUGUUGAUCGUCUCAAUUCGAAUCUUUCGCCUCAGAUUCGAAUUUUCGGGUACAAGCGCGUUACAGCGUCAUUUAAUGCGAAAAAGUUUUGUGAUCGGAGAAGGUAUGUAUACCUAAUUCCUGUAUUCGCUCUCGAUCCUAAUUGUCAUCGUGAUAGAGAAAGUGUGAAGGCUAGUUUAGGGUCUGACAACGAGCUUGUGAAGUGCUUAGAGUGCUCUGAACGAGGACGCAAGGUUGAAGGCUUGAUGGGCAAGCGCAAUUUCGAAGUAAAAACUGCGAUAAUUGAGUCACACAUUUCGUCGAACACUGGAAACGCCAUUGAAGUUUCUGAUGUUCAGGAAAAUAGGGUUUUAGAAGACAAUGCCACGAUCUCUGAUUCUAAUAAACAAAGUAGCGUUUUAGUCGAAAAUAGUUGUACUGAACUCAAUGUUGAAAGCGAAAGUACUGCAAAAAGUGUAGGCAGUGAAAUGUCUGGAUUAGGGAAUGAUUCAGAGAUUGUUGUAAGCAAAGAGAGUGUUAAUGGGAACGAGAAACCUUCAGGGAGCUUCAAGUAUUGCGAAGAGGAGAAGGCUAGGUUCAAUAGGAUUUUGAAGAAUUAUGUAGGAACUCAUAACUUCCAUAAUUUUACUACCAGAACAAAAGCAGAGGACCCUGCUGCUCGUCGAUUCAUUGUUUCAUUUGAUGCGUCUACCACCGUCGUGGUUGAAGGCAUUGAAUUUGUGAAAUGUGAAGUUGUAGGGCAGAGCUUCAUGCUUCAUCAGAUCCGGAAGAUGAUGGGUCUUGCCGUGGCAAUUAUGAGGAACUGUGCUCCAGAGUCAUUGAUUGAGAAAGCUUUGCAAAAGGAUGUAAAUAUCAAUGUGCCCACUGCACCUGAGGUUGGGCUGUACUUAGAUGAAUGCCUAUUCACAUCGUAUAAUCAAAAAUGGAAAGACAGUCAUGAAGAGGUAUCAAUGAAAGCAUACGAAGAGGUAGCAGAAGAUUUCAAAAUGAAGCAAAUAUAUUCUCACAUUGCAUCCACGGAGCACAAAGAUGGAGCUGUGGCCUUAUGGUUGCAUUCUCUAAACCAUCGGAAUUAUCCCGAUUUACGUGCUGUUGAUGAGGUCGCAGAAAUUGCUAUGAACACAAGUGUUGCCAUGGAGACACAAGCUGAAACUUAAAGGUCUUCUUCCAUCUUUGCUUUAACCUUCCAUUUGGAUACUUUGAGCGAAAAAUAUUUAUUUUUGAUGAUUUAGUGUUGUUUAAUUAUUACUUUAAUCAGAUUAUGCAUAAAUUUUGUUUAAGAAAGUGAGGCCAAUCCAUUAAUUAUGUCAAGUUCUGAUUACUUAUCUACGAGUCAUGUUAUCCUUACAUACCCCUACUACAAGGGUUCGAAAAAAAUUGUUUACCAUAUGAUCAAUAAUUGUAACUUUUAGAAUAUUAGAUGUACGAGAGAGGAACUCUAAAAUAUUUUUUGCCAAUGCAUCUAAUGAAAAGAAUAACUGCAGCAAUUCGUUGCCUUUAGCUUA